Frankliniella occidentalis (western flower thrips) is the source of this 600-nucleotide messenger RNA. RefSeq lists its product as uncharacterized. The transcript has 2 exons. The coding region runs from base 75 to 395 and encodes 106 amino acids. The record is from RefSeq and is a predicted model, not a curated record. Lineage: Eukaryota; Metazoa; Arthropoda; Insecta; Thysanoptera; Thripidae.
CUGAACGAGUCUUCCUCUUCUUGUCGCCCGCAGCGCUGCUGUUCUUCGACUCGUACGCCGCGGUCCUGGGCGCCAUGGCGGUGGUGGGCGCCGCGCGGGGCGUCAACGUCGUGUUCCUCCAGCUGCUGAUCCCGGACAACGUGCCGAUCCAGCGGCUGCCCAGCGCCCAGGGGCUGUACCUGCUCACCAACGGCGUCAUCUUCAUGGCCGUGGGACCCUUCAUGGGCUGGAUGGUGGGCAAGAACAAGGACUACAACGUGGUGAUCGUCGUGCUCGCCGCCAUGAACGCCCUCACCCUCGCCGUGUGGGGCGCGCAGCAGCUCCUGCAGACGCUGGCGGCCAGGCGGCGGCCGACCAAGGGGCAGCAAGAGGGGGAGGCCGACGCUGCCGUCUGACGUCGUCGGAUGAGCGAACUCCAGAGACACUUGUGACAUUGAUCUCCAAAGUGCUGUUCAGCUAUCAUUUCCAUGUAUUUUCUCUUUUUCGACGCCGACGUCGAUGUGCGCGGGCGCCACGACGAAGCGCGGUGGAGAGAGAGAGAGAGAGAGAGAGAGAGAGAGAGAGCGAAGAGAGGGAGGCCGCACGGCCAACAAAUUAAAA